Molecule: messenger RNA, 1691 nt
Organism: Drosophila bipectinata
Lineage: Eukaryota; Metazoa; Arthropoda; Insecta; Diptera; Drosophilidae
Source: RefSeq, a predicted model, not a curated record
UAUGGAGUUGCAUUCUACCUUCGAGAAGGCAGUCGUCAAGUGGUAUUACAAUCCUAUCAAAUCUUUAUAACAUGAUUUUGUUUUUAAUUCGAAAAAGAGGACAGGUUUCGAUGAUGCAGCUGUUAUGUAUAUCUCUAGUGCUAUUCUCCGUCGGAUGGGAGAUCACAGGAGCGGCCCAAAUUCUGGGAUUGUUUUCCCAUCCUGGCAAGAGUCACUUUAACUUCUUUCGUCCCAUUUUUUUGGCCUUGGCCAAAAGGGGUCACAACAUUAGCAUGUAUAGCUAUUUCCCACUUGAGAAGCCAAUAGACAACUAUACGGACUACGUGUUCCAUGGGAUGCCGGUUCUUACUGAUAUGGUGGAUUUAAAGAACUUUGAAUCAGAUUGGAAGCCUCUGGGGCUGCCCUUCAAGAUACCUACAUACUUCAUGCUCCAUGACUGGGGCCUUCGCUCCUGCAAAGUUGCCUUGAAUUCACCUCUCAUAGCGCAACUUCUGGAGUCUCCGACCCGAUUUGAUGUCGUGAUCCUUGAGCACUUUUCAAACGACUGCAUGGCAGCUGUGGCCCACCUUUUGGGGGCUCCUAUGAUUGCCCUGAGUAGCUGUGCAAUAAUGCCAUGGCACUACAAACGCAUCGGCAGUCCGUUCAUAAACCCCAUCAUGCCCAUGAAUUUCCUGCCCUACACCGAUGACAUGAGUCUGAUCCAUCGAAUCAACAACUUCUUUCAUUUCCACGCCGUCAAUAUUCUGUACAAUUGGAUUACACAACCAGCCACGGACGAGCUGAUAAAGCUUCGAUUCGGUAAUGGCCUGCCGCCUAUUAAUGAGAUCGUUAAAAAUACCAGUCUGAUGUUGAUAAAUCAAUAUUACGCUCUAACGGGACCCCGUCCUUAUGCACCAAAUGUCGUCGAAGUGGGAGGAUUGCAGGUUGGAGUCGAAAUGCCACUGCCCCAGAGCUUUAUGGAUCUAUUGGAUAUUUCUCGCGAUGGAAUCAUUUACAUAAGUUGGGGCUCUAUGGUCAACCCCAACACGUUGCCCCCAGCAAAACGUAAUGCGCUCUUUGAGAGCAUUUCUCAGUUCAAACAGUACAAUUUUGUGAUGAGAUGGAAAAGUGGCCUAUCUCUAUUGAAGGAAAAACCUAUAAAUCUCCAUAUUUAUGAUUGGUUACCCCAAAGAGAUCUGCUGUGUCAUCAUCAAGUUAAGGGAUUUAUAUCCCAUGGUGGCCUUUUGGGAACCACGGAGGCAGUCUACUGUGGAGUACCGAUGCUAGUUACUCCGUUUUACGGAGAUCAAUUUUUGAAUGCUGGCGCUAUUGAACAACGGAAGCUUGGAGUAAUAGUGAACUUUGCAAAUUUCGAUAAAGACCAUAUAACCAGAGGCUUACAAAAAAUACUUGAUAAAGAAUUCACAGAGAAUGUAAAACGGACUACGAGGGCUUUUCGCUUGCGCCCUAUCCCGCCCCUAGAAUUAGCAGUUUGGUGGAUUGAGUACGUAAUAGAAUCUGGAGGAGCCCCACUUAUUCAAAACGAAUCCAGGAAUAUGCAUUGGAUUGUCUAUAAUUCGAUCGAUGUCUACCUAAUCUUUCUGGGUGUCCUCUGCCUAGUAAGCUUAGGACUAUGGGUAUUUGUGAAGUUAAUCAGCAGAGCUCUAUGUCGUUUUAAAAUUGAAAAACCAACCAAAUCAAAACAACAAUAA